This is a messenger RNA of Andrographis paniculata, 2499 nucleotides long. Its product is annotated as type I inositol polyphosphate 5-phosphatase 4. Gene Ontology annotation, molecular function: phosphatidylinositol-3,4,5-trisphosphate 5-phosphatase activity; inositol-polyphosphate 5-phosphatase activity; phosphatidylinositol-4,5-bisphosphate 5-phosphatase activity. The transcript has 11 exons. Gene Ontology annotation, biological process: phosphatidylinositol dephosphorylation. Lineage: Eukaryota; Viridiplantae; Streptophyta; Magnoliopsida; Lamiales; Acanthaceae. The record is from RefSeq and is a predicted model, not a curated record. Bases 406 to 2094 code for a protein of 562 amino acids.
GCUAUCAAUAUCCAUUUAUCUAUCUCUCGACAUUGUCUUGCAUACCCUUUUGUUCUGCAUUGUCUCGUUUCUACAUUCGGAAUCUGAGUCUAUUGUUAUUUUUGCUUCCCUUUUCUUGACCCUCUUUGUCUCUUGCGCACUGCUCCCAUAACAUUAGUAGUACAAAGGAGAAAUCUUUUUUCUUCUUACUAGGAUUCUUGGAAAUUUCUGUCUUUGAAUCAACAUGCCUAGAAAACGGGGUUUUCUUCGUUCUCUCCGUUCUGCUCUCUUCAAUUCUUAGGGAACCGACUUCUGUGUCUGAUUUCACCUCAUUGGCCAAAUCAUCGAAAGAGAAGAAAGCUUUGAUCUUGAGCUGAUUCCGGAAGAAGGCCCAGGAAGUUUGUUCAUAUAUGAAGUGGUGAAACAAUGAGAGAUGGGAACUCAAAGAAAAGCAAGAAAUUUUCAUGGCCAAAGACACUCGUCAAGAAAUGGCUCAACAUCAAGAGCAAAACUGAGGAUUUCCACGCCGACGAUGACAUCACUUAUGAAGGUGUUGAUGAGCAAUGGAGGAGCAAUUUUACAGAGAGGGAUGAAGCAUGCACCAUCAAGAAAAGUAGAACAGAAAAACGAUUCCCGGAUCGCCCGUGGCGAAGCAAGAUCGAUAUCGAUGCUGCUACUCAAGUCACCGAUGUUCAUAACUACAAGAUUUUUGUGGCAACUUGGAAUGUGGCUGGGAAAUCGCCCCCGACUCAUUUGAAUCUCGACGAUUGGCUACACACUUCGCCCCCUGCCGACAUCUAUGUCCUCGGGUUUCAAGAAAUAGUCCCUUUAAAUGCCGGCAAUGUGCUCGGGACAGAAGACAACGGCCCGGCCCGGAAAUGGCUGGCGCUUAUCCGGAAGACGCUCAACAGCUUGCCCGGGAGCAGCGCAAGCUGUCGCACGCCGUCGCCAAUCCCCGACCCAAUCGUCGAGCUGGAUGAUGACUUCGAAGGAUCAAAUAGAGAGAACACCUCUUCGUCUUUCAUCCACCACCGUCGAUCUUUCCAGUCAUUGAGCCGUAGCAUGAGAAUGACCGAUCACGACAUGUCGCUGCCGCAGCCUAGACUCGACCGCCGGUACAGCGUCUGCGACAGGGCAAUCUACGGCCAUCGACCCAGCGACUGCUACGACCCAUAUUUCAGGUGGGAUGGCUCCUCCGACGAGGAAAACGGAAUGAACGAAUCCCCUUGUGCACAGCAUUGCUCGCCUGUUUCUUACCCGGAGGAUCGGGACAGGUAUCCGGGGCAGUCGAGGUACUGUCUGGUGGCGAGCAAGCAGAUGGUCGGGAUCUUUCUAACGAUAUGGAUUCGACGCGAUCUAAGAGACGCUGUCCGAAAUCUUAAGGUGUCGUGUGUCGGGAGAGGAUUGAUGGGCUAUCUCGGAAACAAGGGAUCGAUUUCGAUCAGCAUGUCUUUGCACCAGACGAGCUUCUGCUUCAUAUGUAGCCAUUUGACGUCGGGGGAGAAGGACGGCGACGAGCUGCGACGGAACGCCGACGUCCUUGAAAUUCUACGGAAGACGAGGUUCCCGCACGUGCACGGCGUCGGGCAGCAGCACGAGAACUCCCCACAAACCAUCCUCGACCACGAUCGGAUCAUAUGGCUCGGAGACUUGAACUACAGGAUCGCGCUGUCUUACAGAUGCGCGAAGGCUCUAGUCGAGAUGCGCAACUGGCGAGCAUUGUUAGAAAACGACCAGCUGAGAAUCGAGCAGAGGCACGGGAGGGUCUUCAUCGGGUGGAACGAGGGCAGAAUAUACUUCCCGCCUACGUACAAGUAUUCGAAUAAUUCAGACAGGUACGCCGGCGAGAACAUGCAUCCUAAGGAGAAACGAAGAACACCGGCAUGGUGCGAUCGGAUAUUAUGGUACGGCCGUGGCCUCCAGCAGCUGUCGUAUGUUCGCGGGGAGUCGAGAUUCUCAGAUCACAGACCGGUGUAUAGCGUGUUCUUAGCUGAAGUCGAGUCCAUCAACCGUAGUCGAAUCAAGAAAAGCACAAGCUAUUCCAGCUCGCGGAUUGAAGUCGAAGAGUUGCUACCGUAUACGCAGGGGUAUGUCGGGCAAUUCCAUUUCUACUGACGAACGAAGAUCCUCGCCGGAAAUCACCCGACUUCUUAAUCCUACGCCGGAGCGUAAACUAAAGGUAUUGACUCCGAACGAACGCCAUUUUUUGUCAUUGAUUCAGUAGGAGCUGUGAAUCGAUCGGAUAGUCAGAACAUUGACCGGAGACGAUGAUGAAGAUGACUUCUAGAUGCAGGUGACUUAAUUUUAAUUUUAAUUUUUAGGAUUGCAAGAAUUUUUUUGGAGGGGAUAAUAAAAACUGACCCAGAGAGAGAUUCUGUUGCAAAAUUGACAAAUUAGAGAUGUAGAUGAGGAGAAAAGGAAAGUGUAUAUGUAUCUAUGUGUAGUAUGUAAGUAUUUAUGAAUGAAUGAUCUCAAGAACAUUUCUUGAUGAUGUAAAGAUCAAAAACUGUAAAUGGUGAA